This is a messenger RNA of Ylistrum balloti, 1771 nucleotides long. Its product is annotated as zinc finger protein GLIS2-like. Gene Ontology annotation, cellular component: nucleus. Gene Ontology annotation, biological process: smoothened signaling pathway; regulation of transcription by RNA polymerase II. The record is from RefSeq and is a predicted model, not a curated record. The transcript is spliced from 6 exons. Gene Ontology annotation, molecular function: RNA polymerase II cis-regulatory region sequence-specific DNA binding; DNA-binding transcription factor activity, RNA polymerase II-specific. NCBI's taxonomy places the organism in Eukaryota, Metazoa, Mollusca, Bivalvia, Pectinida, Pectinidae. The coding region runs from base 23 to 1771 and encodes 582 amino acids.
ACUUCGAAGGAAGCAGCUAAGAAUGAAAUCAGAGGUUAUACUGAACACUUGUGCUCGUCGUCUCCACAAAAAAGCUAGCAGUAAGGAAACAACCUGUAGCAAUGGAAAAGGACCCACCUGUCUCACAGACAAUGAUGGUCACAGCUUGCUCAACAUCGAAAACAUACAUGACAACAGUUCUAUACUUAAUGGCAAAACACCUGAUAAACAAUGUGUUAAUGGCAAACUUAUGAUGGAUGAAGAAGGAGGGGAACGGCUAAUGUUGCCAUCACCAGAGGGCAGUACUAGUAAUUUACUAGAACAGACCAGCAACAUGGAUUCUCCAAGCCAUUCACCACCACUUUGCUCCAGCAACAGACUUGGUGCUUUUAACAACAAUGGUAGCUCAGAGAGCUUAUGUUCCUCAAUGCCACCAUUGUGUCUUUCACAGGCACUUCCCACAAGUCCACAGGGAAUUGACUCUUUGUCAUUUCCCUGUGAUAGCAAAAACCCUGUUGCUUUACCUGUAGCUCUUUAUGCCAAUUUUAGUUCAAUUCAACAAGAUGUCCAAGAGUUUAUACGGCCGAGUAUUAUAGCCACGGUUGGCUCUGUUGGUUUGAAUUUGUCAACAUCUAGUCUCAUGGACACAACAGUUGCCUCCCCUGGCCUGGGCUCUCCUCUUUCUUUAGGUCAUCCAAGUCUGGAUCUUCAUGGAGAUGGAGGUGUACAGUCAAGCUCUCAGUUAUCGCCGAACUCCGACUCAUCACCGUCUUUUAUAAAAAUAUUUGCAAGCGAAAAAGAGGCAGUAGGAAUAGAGUUUUAUGGAUGCCGUUGGGUCGGCUGUGAUAGAAAAUUCAUUCUAUUGGACGAUUUAGUAAACCAUGUUAAUGACUCGCACGUCAAGGUGGAACGUCCGGAUAUUGACUACCAGUGUAAAUGGGAUGGCUGUCCACGGAAAGGCAAAGGCUUCAAUGCUAGGUACAAGAUGUUGAUUCAUAUUCGUACCCACACAAACGAGAAACCUCACAAGUGUAGCAUCUGUGGAAAGUGUUUCUCACGACUAGAAAAUCUCAAAAUACACAACAGGUCUCAUACAGGUGAGAAGCCAUAUGCUUGUCCUUUUGAAGGAUGUAACAAGGCAUAUUCAAACUCAAGUGACAGAUUCAAACAUGUGCGGACUCACCAGGAGGAAAAACCUUAUAUAUGUAAAAUGCCAGGAUGUAACAAACGAUACACAGACCCGAGUUCUCUCCGUAAGCAUGUACGAACUCAUGGACACUAUUAUCGUGAAAAUGAAAAACAGAUUGCCAAAAAUAACAAAUCGUUGUACUUAUCAAACAUUCCUACCCCCGUAUCCCCAUCUCUCACCACAAGCUCCCCUCACGGAUCAAUACACUCCCCUCCUGUGAAUAGAUUUCUACCCUUGUCUCCAGGUAGUAUCCUUCCUCCCUCACCGAUGCCAUCACAGCUCAUGUCAGUACACAACAUUAUGCAUGUAUCAAGCUUCACAUCGAAUCCUCUCUUAUCGUCUACAAUGUUAUCAACACCUGUCACAACGACACAAACGACGUCCACUCAAACAGAUCGUAUCCUCAGUUCCCUCUCUCCCACUUCACCAAUUAAACUUGAUCUCAGCACAGACAAGAGCUCUGAUGACCAGGAUGAGAAGUGUCAAGAUGGUCCUUUGGACUUAACCACGAACACUUCUUCAGAAACAGACACAGACAUUGAAGUUGGGGAUAGAGAGGUUUCAAAUUUUUCAACAAGUAAAUGGGAUUUAAUACAUUCCUGA